This is a messenger RNA of Amphibalanus amphitrite, 1584 nucleotides long. RefSeq lists its product as uncharacterized. NCBI's taxonomy places the organism in Eukaryota, Metazoa, Arthropoda, Thecostraca, Balanomorpha, Balanidae. The transcript is spliced from 3 exons. Bases 884 to 1399 code for a protein of 171 amino acids. The record is from RefSeq and is a predicted model, not a curated record.
UUAAAAUAAGGUACCGUUGGAUUCGCCAUUUUUCAUCAAAUCUAACGGAUUUUGUUGCAAAGCUCUAUCAUCACCAAGAAUGCAAUGGCGCGGGGGAUGGCAGCCCCCGUAAGUGCGUUCUAUAGGUUGCGUUCUAGGAUGGGAAAAUCGCACUUGCGGGCGAGGGUUAAUAUCAGGGCCCAUGUUUUUUUCGAUAACCACUCCCACUUGGCUAUCUCAACUUAAUUUUCAUGUAAAGGUGGGAUAAUCACUUUAACGAUUAACAACUACAACCGACAAAGAAAAAGCGUGAUGGAAAAUCGAAAUGCUCAUUUCUUUUGUGCUUUUGCAGGGACGCAACGACUUUCUGUGAUCAUUACUGUACUUGCCCUUCAUGCUUUUAGCGGGCUGGGUACAAUUGUUUUAAUUCAUGCCACUGAUUUAAUUAUACCAUCAUCCGUCACCAUUCUCGUUCUCGUUAUUGAGUUCUCUGCCAAGUGCCAGAGCGGCUUAGCGCCUGAGAGACACGCGCUCCCCUAGCGCAAUAUGUAGCCGUUCUUUUUUACCUAUAGAGCUCAACAGUCAACAUGAAUAAGUCACAGUCACUUAGCAAAUCAUUUCUUAAUUGUCUUAGUAGGCAGCGCAACAAAACAGCGUUUUUUAGAGUUGUCUUGCAUUAUGAGCUUGUCAGUUGCGAAAUGAUGCGGGCACACAUCUAUAUUCCACACGAACCUGCUUCAGAAAACUGGUUUAUUCUUAUCUGAAGAGUGGAGGAGACGCCUCAAAACAAACGCCUCUGAUUGGCCUGUGUUUAGGUGUGUGUCGCUCGGAACCCAGUAUAAAAGCAGUUUUCAUCUUCAACCAGGCAUCAUUAUCAUCAGCUCAAACUACCUCACAGCUCAUUAUGAAGUGCAUUGUGCUGUUGUUUGCUGUGAUCUCCUGCGCCUCGGCGUACUACUUCAUCACCCCGAAUACCUACUACGGCGGCGUUAGCCCCUACAUCUGGAGAAAGAAGCGGUCUGCCCCUGAGGCCCCGGCUGAAGACCAGCAAGCAGACCCUGCCCUGCUCUACAACAGCUAUCUUGGCUACCCCUACUCUUCGUACAUCCACUAUCUGAAGAAACGUGAGGCCCCGGCUGAAGAUCAGCAGGCGGACCCUGCUCUGUACUUAAACAGCUACUACGGCUACCCUUACUCUUCUUGGGCCCACUACCUGAAGAAGCGCGAGGCCCCGGCCGAAGACCAGCAGGCUGAUUCGGUCAUGUUCUACAAGAGCUACUAUGGCUACCCCUACUCUUCGUACAUCCACUACCUGAAGAAGCGCGAGGCCCCUGCCGAGGACCAGCAGGCUGAUUCGGCCAUGAUUUACAGAAGCUACUAUGGCUACCCGUACUCUUCUUGGGCCCGCUAUUUCAAGUAGAUUGUUCUGUCACCCGGGAUUGAUUCUGCCCCCCCCCCCCCAACGGAUUAUCCUUCUGAUCGCUGCCGACCGCAACAGGUAUCAUGAUGGUUCAAGUUGACUUGUUUGGCGUUAAGAGUGGCAUUAAGUUGUGCUUGUCAAUUGUGUCGACGAUUCUCGCCUUGUUUAUAAUACAACAUUCAAGC